Molecule: messenger RNA, 5668 nt
Organism: Solea solea (common sole)
Lineage: Eukaryota; Metazoa; Chordata; Actinopteri; Pleuronectiformes; Soleidae
Gene: ibtk
Product: inhibitor of Bruton agammaglobulinemia tyrosine kinase
Exons: 29
Coding region: 731-4753 (1340 amino acids)
Biological process (GO): negative regulation of protein phosphorylation
Cellular component (GO): nucleoplasm; cytoplasm
Molecular function (GO): protein tyrosine kinase inhibitor activity; protein kinase binding
Source: RefSeq, a predicted model, not a curated record
AGGUCUCGAUACUAGCUCGGCUUCCUGACCUGGCUAGCCUGCAGGGCUUCAGUAAACUGUCACAUUUUUCUGCAGAAGACUGUAAAGUGUCGCAUGUUUGUAGUAAUGACACAGUGUUUAUUUGUCGUUGAUGCCACUUACUCCAUGUCCUCUUUCAUCUUCAUCUAGCGGGAGGUGCACCCUACAAUUAUGGAGUUUUAAAAGGAAGAGUGGGAGUUUUGAGGGGAAGGGGGGCCUUUCCCCUCAAGUUUGGUGGUUGGACUCCUGAAUUAGAAGGUCAGGGCUUUGUGACAUUGUUACCUUUUGUAAAAAAGCAGAGGAAAAUCUAUUUUUGUAAAAACUGAAAUGUAGAUGUUUGUAUAAAACACAAGAAGACGUUUUGUAUUUAUUGAAAUCCUAAUGCCAAUGUAUGCUGCAAGCACCUUAGUUUGUGUUCAGGUCUUGGCCGAAAUGGUGGACUGAAACAAGUCACACAGAGGCUCUGGGGUCGCUAGGGUGCAGUGGAACCUCAACACAAGCACAAUUCUAGCACUCCGAACCAUCUCGACCUUUUGUUGAUGCAACUUCUUUUUUUCUUUAUGCAUCUUUUGCCUCUUAAAGAGCAUCUCUAGUUGUGUGUUUUUUGUUUGUUAUCUGAUAUAUUGUUUUUGGUUUAUUUGCACUAGUUAGUGGUUCUGUCAGAUAGACUUUGUGAAACAUAAGGGAGUGUGAAGUUAGUGUGAAGGUCAGUAUGAGUUUGACACCACUGAACUGCACCCACAAAUGCCGCUCACUGCAGCAUGCUGAGAACAUUGUGGCAGCUCUGACGAGUGGCUCUGACGGGCAGUUAAGGGCAUUCUUGUCUUCAUACUGUCACAAUGUGGGCACUUUGCGGGAUGAGUUUGGCCGCACAGCCCUGCAUAUGGCCGCCUCAGUGGGCAAGAAGGUCCUGCUGGAGUGGCUGUUGGAGAAUAAGAAUGCUGACCUGAUGGUGAAGGACAAGGAAUCAGGCUGGACCCCAUUGCAUCGCAGCACCUUCUAUGGACAGAUCCACUGUCUCAUAUCCCUAAUCAAGCAUGGCGGCCUUCUCUCCACUCAAGACAAGGAUGGACUGUCUGUUCUGGACCUGACAAUGAAGGACCGACCAUCCCAUGUUGUGUUCAAAAAAACUGAUCCAACUGAAGUAUACACAUGGGGAAACAACACUAAUUUCAGUCUGGGCCAUGGUAAUCAGGAGAGCCGGCAGCACCCUGAGCUUGUGGAUGUGUUUGCCAGGACUGGAGUUUACAUCAAGCAGGUGGUCCUGUGUAAAUUCCAUUCUGUGUUCCUGUCUCAGAAAGGCCAGGUAUUCACCUGUGGCCAUGGACAAGGAGGACGACUUGGCCACGGGGAUGAACAAACUUAUCUGGUUCCUCGGAUGGUAGAGGGUCUCAUGUCCCACCACUGCUCGCAAGUGGCAGCAGCUAAGGACCACACAGUGGUUCUGACAGAAGAAGGAUACGUUUACACUUUUGGCCUCAACACCUUCCAUCAGCUUGGCCUUUCUCCUCCUCCUACCUCAGCAUAUGUCCCUAAACAGGUGUUUUCCAAGAUGCUGAAAGGGAGGACAAUUAUUGGAGUUGCAGCAGGAAGGUUCCACACUGUUCUGUGGACCAGGGAGGCUGUCUAUACAAUGGGACUAAAUGGAGGCCAGCUGGGUUACCUCUUGGAUCCAAAUGGGGAGAAGUGUGUGACUGCCCCACGGCAAGUAUCAGCCCUGCACCACAAAGAUGUUACCAUUGCUGUGGCAGCAGCUAGUAAUGGAGCAACAGUAGUGGUGACGGAGAGGGGGGAUGUCUACUUGUUGGCUGACUACCAGUGCAAGAAAAUUGCUUCAAGGCAGCUCAACAUUAAGAAGGUUGUGGUCAGUGGCGGCAGUCUGGACCACCGUGUGGACCCACAGAUCCUGAAUGAGGGAGGAGGGGAAAAGGCAGUCAUCUUGGCAUUAGAUGAAGCUGGGAGGGUGUUUUGCUGGCGCUCCUCUGGCAGCUCAGUGAGACAAUGCCGGUGGGCGUACGGACGUCAGGUUUUCAUGUCGGACAUAGCUCUCAGCAAAAACAGCAUGAUGUUUGUGACUCAGGAGGGUGAGGGCUUCAGUGGCGUGUGGGCUGGAGAGUAUAAGAAAUCUGGUGAGAAGAAAGAGGUCAGUUUAGAGGUUUGUGGCCAUUCAGAUGCCGGGACAACAUAUGAGCGAAUCCGGUUGGAGAGACUCCCGUAUGUCCACAGAGCUGUCUGCGUCACCAUGGACUCGAAUGGCCGAAAUUUUGGAGUGCUUCAGGCUGACCCCAAAACAAGCUUGUAUGAGAUCCCCAGCAUUUCUCCAUCCUCUUUUUCCCAAAACUUCCGGAGCAUUCUGGAAGAGGCAGAUGAAAUGGACAGCAUCCAUGAUGUGACGCUUCAGGCCGCUAAUCACACCUUCCCAGCUCACAAGUACAUCUUAUCCAUGAGGUCAGAGUUUUUCCGGAAGCAGUUCAUGUCCUCACAUUGUAGGGUUGAUGAGGAACUUGAUACAGAUCUGAAGAAGAGCGAAGAUGCUGUAGGCUGCAGUCUACUCAUUUUUGAAAAAAUCCCACCCGACAUGCUGGAAUAUGCCCUCAACUUCAUCUACACCGACUCCUGUGAGCUUCUGGUGCAUGGGACGCGUCCAAGGGUUUCAGGGGCUUUGGCAGCACAUAACCAGGAUUCUGAGCAGGAGAGGCUUAUCAGUAGCCUGCAGGACUUGGGCCUGAGCGGUUGUUCAGCUCUUGAGGUGUAUCGCUCCCUUCCUACUGCAACCAAUGGAGAUGGUGACAAGGCCAAGAGCAAGGGAUCCAAGCCUGGCAAGAAGAGUAAAGGAGGCAAAGGUGAUAAGGCCGGAGCCAACGAAGGAGGAGGAGCCAACCCUGUGAAAACCUUGCAGGGUGUUGCAAAGAAGCUUGGCCUGGGGAGCCUGGCUGCACGACUUGAUGCAGUAAAAUAUGAACAUGGAAAAAUCAAUGUCACCAAUAAGAAAACUGGCAACAAAUUCAAAUUCUGCCAGAAGAAAUGCUCGUACCUGUGUGAUGUUACUCUGAAAUCUGAAGAUGGCAAAGAGUUUCCUUGUCACAAAAGUGUCCUCUGUGCAAGACUAGAAUAUUUCAACAGUAUGCUUGGAAACCCCUGGAUUGAGGCCACAUCCUGUAAUGCACUGGAAAUGCCUAUCACUUCAGAGAUUCUGCAGGUCAUUCUCGAGUAUAUCUACACAGAUGAGUCUCCUUCCAUUAAAGAGUCUUUGAAUGUAGAGUUUCUCUGCAGUGUACUGGUUGUGGCUGACCAGCUGCUUAUCACACGGCUUAAGGAAAUUUGCGAGGUCGUCAUCACUGAGAAUUUGACUCUAAAGAAUGCUGCAGAGUUGCUGGAGUUUGCCACCAUGUACAAUGCAGAGCAGCUCAAACUCUCCUGUCUUCAGUUUAUUGUGCUCAACAUGGCUGCCCUGUUGGAGUCAAAAGCCCUGGAUAUUCUCAGUGAUGAGGUGCUUGAGGAUCUGUCUGCAGAAUACAGGCGAAUGAUUCCAGCCAUGCAAAAGAGAAUUAUCACUCCGUAUCAUGGAAUUCCAGAUCUCAGUGUGUUUGGGGAUGAAGAUAUGGAUUUAGCUUUUAGCCCCAAACAAGAGACUGUAUUGGAUCAGUCAUCCAGAGAUGUCUUGUUAAAGAAAGCCAAGAUGAAGGCUAAAAAGAAACCAAGGCGUCGAUCUGACAGCUCAGGGGGCUACACUCUCUCCAAUAUCAUCCAGAGCCCCCCUGCUACAGCAGUGUCCCAGUGCCUGAUGAAGGCAGGCAAGGCUAACUCGACAGAGUCUCUGCAGGAGCUUCUCACAUCAGACUCGGAGAGCAGCUGCAUCGGGCUUGGCAGUCCUCGAGACAUUCAGUCACCAGUCUUCAAUGACAAAGCUGAGGAAGAGAAAGCUUUCAGUCAGGGGCUAAAGACUCCGCCUAGCACCCCAAAUUCUCAGAGAAAUGAUCUCCCAACUCCCCCCAAAUCUGCCUCACAAAUCAUCCCUAAGGUCCUGCCCUGUCCCGCUAAUCCAACCCCUGUCUUGGAUCUGAGAACCAUCAUGGACAUGGAAGCCAAUUCUCUGCUGACUCUCGGAGCAACUCCUAAAAGCCCUGGAAGCACGACCAUGAAGCACUCCCCUGUUCCUACUAAACUGUCCCAGAAGCAGAGGAAGAUGCUGGCCAUGGCCAACAAGGAAGCCAGUGUGGAGUCUACAGCAUCCAAACCAACCCCCACAGUUACCCCAUCCAAAAGCAGUGGAAAGGCCUGGGCAACAGCAGCUCAGUCCCCUCCCUCCUCAUGCUCAUUUCGGGCACUGCUAGAGGAGGAGAAUCGCCUGAUCAGACUGGGACAAACGGGAACACAGAAGAGCCAAGAUGCUCCAACUUCACCCGUCACUCCCACCACUGCUGCCAGAAGGGUCACGUUCAAAUGUGAAAGCAGUGAGCCAGAGAAGCUUGCUGGGCCCUGGGUGCUGGGUGCAGCGGGCAGCCCUCCCCUCUGCUCCCGCAUGACCUUUGCCUCCAUCGUGGAGGAAGAGAAGAAGCAGGAAGCUGCAUUGAUCCGCAGCCGAGAGAAGCCGCUGGCACUCAUCCAGAUUGAAGAGUGCGCCAUCCAAGACCUUCUCUUCCAUUACAAUGCGUGUGACAACCCUGAUGAGCUGAUAGUGGUGGAGAGGUCUUCCAAAGGUCCCAUGGCCGCCCCAACCUGGCAGAAACACUGAUGUUUAACCGCUCAGCCACGACAUGUCAUGAAGGUGAGAAUGUCCCCUGGAGAUGUCAUUGUCUUGUUGGCAGCGUUCCUGCUGCAGCUUCCCCCGAAAUGACGAGGCUUACACUUCCCUCUACAGUGUUACUUCUGUUAUUUUUUCUGUUAUUGCUGCACAAGGUUUUGUUUGUGUUUGCACAACAGAGUGAGUAAUGUUUUAAAUUAAUGUGGUCCCAAACAGAUGCUUUAAAUCUGGGAUUACUUAUGCACGUUUUUUUUGUUGUUUGUUUUGUUUUGUUUUCUGGUGCCUUUAUGGCUAUGCUGAAGUAAUUAACCUUCCUAAAUAAACAUUGUUAAUUCCAUGAAGAUAAAGUCGCCAAAGAAGUGAAGACGUUGAAACCCGCAAAAUGGGUCCAAACCCGACCUUUAGUGUUUUUCAAUUAAUAAAAGCUCUCAAAUGUGAUUAAGGACUAACAGUGCCAAUAUCAAUCCCAGCUGUGUGUUCUCUAAGGCAGGACCCCCAGCUUAUUUUUAUGGUCCUGCUUUAAAAGUUUUUUUGUUGUUGUUUUUUUUUGCUUCAGCUGAUUUACUGUGAUGAUGGAAUAUGUAAAUAUGCACAGUUACCAUAUUUAAAAACAUGUGUAUGGGGAAAUGCUCAGCUGGGGUUGGAUCUGUGGAACUAGAGUUCAAGCCUUUGACAUAAUCAUUGGUUCAUUCUAGAGGAGGCGGUGUUUUCUUCAUCGUUUCAAUCAUUAGUUUAAUCCGCCAUUAGUUUUGGGUUUUUUUUUUGUAUAGAGCCUGCGGAAGCUUUGCAGGUACGUCAGAUCUGGACUAUGUUAUAUUGUCCACAGAUGCCAUUUGUGCGUGUGUGAGAGAUGAAAGAAUAUGAACUGGAAAAGGCAUGCAAUAAAGGCUCUCAAGUGUGCAAUGA